Ricinus communis (castor bean) is the source of this 2777-nucleotide messenger RNA. Its product is annotated as potassium transporter 5. Lineage: Eukaryota; Viridiplantae; Streptophyta; Magnoliopsida; Malpighiales; Euphorbiaceae. The record is from RefSeq and is a predicted model, not a curated record. Gene Ontology annotation, cellular component: membrane. The transcript has 7 exons. Gene Ontology annotation, biological process: potassium ion transmembrane transport. Bases 65 to 2263 code for a protein of 732 amino acids. Gene Ontology annotation, molecular function: potassium ion transmembrane transporter activity.
GCAGCCAAUAUAUAUGUUAAACACUCACUAUUCUAUAGCAUUAAGUUCUUGAUACAGUGAAAAAAUGGUGGGAAUAAAUGAAGAAACCCAAAGAGCAGCACAACAAGAAGAACAAAGUGGUGAUCAUCAAAGGUCAGGACAUGUGAAAAACCUAGUUAAGAUAGAUUUAUUUGACUUGGAGGUUGCUUCUGGAGGUGGGACUAACACUCGUAAGGUGGCAGAUUGGGCAACUAUAUUGAAGCUUGCAUUUCAAUGCAUUGGAGUUGUUUAUGGUGACUUAGGGACAUCUCCAUUAUAUGUGAUUCCUGGUGUUUUUCCUGAUGGGAUUAAGGAAAAGGAUGAUCUCAUUGGGGUUCUCUCUUUGAUUAUUUACUCCAUCAUUUUUAUCAGCUUCAUUAAGUAUGUCAUUGUUGUUUUGGCUGCCAAUGAUAAUGGAGAUGGAGGAACAUUUGCAUUAUAUUCUCUAAUAUGCCGGCAUGCCAAGGUGAACUUGAUACCAAACCAGCAGGUUGAAGACAAAGAACUAUCGAAUUAUAAGUUGGAAGUGCCAGAUCGACGUGCGAAGAUGGCUUCAGCAAUCAAAUCAUUGCUCGAGAAGAGUUCUGUAAUGAAGUAUUUUAUGUCCUUCUUGAGCAUGCUUGGAGUCUCCAUGGUUCUUGGAGAUGGCAUUCUUACGCCAUGCAUGUCUGUGCUAUCCGCGGUUGGAGGUAUCAAGGAAGCUAAUUCUAGCCUUAAUGAUGACACAAUAAUGUGGAUAUCAGUGGUGAUAUUGAUUUUAUUGUUCCAAGUUCAGAGGUUUGGAACUGACAAAAUUGGAUACAGUUUUGCUCCAAUUCUUUUGGUGUGGUUUAUUUUUAUUGCAUGUAUUGGGGUCUUCAACUUUUUCAAGUAUGACCCUGGAGUCAUCAAGGCUAUCAAUCCAUGGUACAUUGUGCAGUAUUUGCAGAGGAAUAGAAAUGAUAUAUGGGUUACUCUUGGCGGUGUGGUUUUGUGCCUGACAGGUUCUGAAGCCUUGUUUGCUGAUCUGGGACACUUCAACAUACGAUCAAUUCAGCUGAGCACAUGCGUUGUAGUCAUCCCCUCAAUCUUACUGUGUUAUAUUGGUCAAGUUUCAUAUCUUCGAGAACAUACUGGGGAUGCUUAUAAUGCAUUUUACAGCUCAAUUCCAAAACCGGUGUAUUGGCCACAAUUUGUUUUAGCAGUACUGGCAUCCAUCAUUGCUAGUCAGUCAUUAAUCUCUGCUGCCUUCUCCAUCAUCCAACAAGCUGUCGCGCUUGGGUCUUUUCCGCGGAUUAAGGUGGUUCAUACAUCCUCAAAAUACGAAGGACAAGUUUAUGUUCCUGAGAUCAAUACCUUUUUGAUGAUUGCCUGUGUAGGGGUCACUCUUGGUUUCAAGACCACAUUGCAUAUGGGCAAUGCUUAUGGACUUGCUGCGACGGGGGUUUUCGUAAUCACCUCAGCAUUUAUGAUUCUCAUUAUGAUCAUGAUAUGGAAGACCCACAUCAUCCUCAUCAUCGCCUAUGUUCUUACCAUCGGUGUCUUCGAAUGUUCGUUUCUGAUUGCCACACUAGGCAAAUUCAUUGAUGGAGGUUACCUGCCUUUGCUACUAGCCUGCCUUGUGGUCUCAAUCAUGACCACCUGGAGCUACGGUCAUAGGAAAAAGUACAUGUACGAGCUCGAAAACAAAGUAGCAGCACACAGGAUAGCUGACAUAGUUGCUGACGAGCGUAUCCACCGAGUGAAAGGCCUCGGCUUAUUCUACACCCACCUGGUUCAAGGCAUCAGUCCUGUAUUUACUCACUACAUUUCAAGCGUGCCUGCCCUGCACACAGUCCUGGUAUUCGUCUCGAUCAAGUCGGUAACCAUAAGCAAAGUGGCUGCUGAGGAGCGGUUCCUCUUUCAGCGGGUAAAGCCUGAGGAGAUGAUCUUUCGUUGCAUCGUAAGGUACGGAUACAGAGAUUCAAGAAAAGAACAAGAGGACUUCGAGGGGAUGCUGGCAGAUCAACUGAAAGAGUUCAUAAAAGAAGAAGAGGGGGAAGAUGUUGAGAGGGAAUUAGCAGUGGUGGAUCAAGCAGUGAGGGAUGGGGUUGUUUACUUGAUGGGUGAAGCUGAGGUCAUGGCUUCAAAUGGAUCAAGCUGUGUCAAGAAAUUAGUGGUGGAUUACUUGUACAACUGGUUGAGCAGAUCAGUUAGGCCACCAGAUGAAGUUUUGUUGAUCCCUCGAAAGAGAUUACUCAAAGUGGGGAUGAACUAUGAAGUGUAGCAGAGCUCAGAAUUCUUCAUCUUCUUCUUUUCUGCAUCAUUCUAUCAGUAUUCAAGUUUAGGCUUUGUUUAAAGAUUCUUAAGUCAUGUUUUUUUUUUUUAUUAAAUUUAUGAUUUCUGCAAAUUGAAACUUUUGUUUCUUGAAGUUAAGAUUUUCAUUCACUUUAUGCCAUUGGAUGACAUAAUUAAUUGCAAAGCGAUUAGUACGCCAGAAUAUAUGUACAAGUCUUAAUGGGUUUGUUUGUUAAAAAAAAAAAAGUCUCCAGGGUUUUUAUUUAGAAAUUAGUUGAAUAAAGCAUUAAAUCUUUAUUUUAUAUUUUCUAAUUAGAUUAUAAAUAAUUAUUUUUUUAUUUUAACUUAUUUUGAAAUGUCUAUGCUUCCAAAAUACUUUCUAUUUAAUCUUUUAUCAAUAUAAAAAAAGAGAAAAAAAGAAAAAAUAAAAAGAGAGAAUGUAAUUCUUAAUAAAAUAAUAACAAAAUACUCUUAAAAAUUAUUUUUUUCUUUCUUAAAUUUAA